CCAGCCUCGUCUCUCUGCUCUCUCGAGCUUGGCGUCGGCAGCCCCUCAACCUCACCUCGUCACUCUCUCGUCUCUCCCCUCACCUCGUCGCUCUCUCGGUGUCUCACCGUGCCCCUGCGUUCGCUUCGUCGGAACCAGUGAAGCAGCAUCUUCUCCCUCGGGUGGUGGUGGUGGUCGUCUUCUCAACCAGUUAUGACCGGGUUACCGGGUGAAUCAGUGAUCCACUGGUUGAACCAGUGAUCCGGUGACCCGGUCAUAUGACCGGGUUGAUUACCGGUUCGGUUCUGAUGGAACCUUCUCUCUUAGUCGGUCAUUGCCUUUCGUUGUUACUUCGUGGCAGGUGCAAGUUUUCAGGCCCAAUUUGAAUUCCUAUCACUAUGAAUAUUGAUUUUUUCAAGCGUGACAUUGAUGAACUAAUUGGUGAAUUCACUCAGAAUGAGUCAACUACUUUGGCUGAUAUGAAGAGAGUAUGGCUUUCUAAGAAGUUCUCCUACAUUUAUGAAUCUAGUCCUGCUAGCAACCUUGCCUUCUUCAUGCAAUCUCUGUAUGCUCAAUGUAUAAGUUACAUGUGUGGUACUGCUUCUUUAUCACAAAGAUUGGGCGGCCUUUAUUGCCUCUACUGUCUUUAUGAGACUCAACCAUUUAAACCUCCUUUCAAAGUCUAUCUAUCCCUUGGAGAGGUAAAGAAACUCAGAACCCUUGUGGUGGAUGCAAAAGCAAACGAUAUUAAAGUGGUACCAACUUUGGUAAAAAGAAUGUUGGGUAGAAACAUGUUCCUUUUUGGUGCUGUUGACUUAACGGAGGAUUCCGUCAGAGAGACAGUUAACGAACUACAACAAUUGCAGAAUGCUCGUAUCAAACUUGCAUAUGAAAAAUUAUUUCAUAGCACACCAAUUGACAACUAUGUUCACAUGGACCUUGGCAUGGAAGUUGACCUUGGAAAGCUGCAGAAAAUGUCAUCCGAAUAUGCCCAGGCCAAGAAUGUAGCCAUUGCAGAAGCAAGUAAUGUUUUAGAUGUUACAAACAUAAAGCACCUAUCAGAAGAUAAGGAACUCAUAGGAGAUGUUGUGAAAAAGAUCACUGACGACUGGAACGAACAGAAAGAAAAUUUUUAUAAACAAACUGGAUGCGGAGAGGAUGAAAUGGAUGACCAGGAGCUGCAACAACUACUUCUGGACGACAACGAGGAUAAUGAAGAUUGAACUAUUGAAGGCAAACAUUUGAGCUGGAGUUCCUGAAUAAUAUGUGGAAUUCAUGCUUUACAGGGGAAUUAUGGCCUUAUAGGCCCUUUUGUUUUUUCUUCCAAUCUAAUCCACUUUGGUAUAACGAUAUGUUCUGUUCUUCCCUUGUUGCCUUGUUAGCUAUUUAUUGGAGGCAGAAGCUAAGCUGCAAAGGCACAGGAAAAGUUCACCAUAAUGUACAUAUAUGUGUAAAUAUUAGCAUGAGGAUAUGUCAAAAUUUCUCAACUUUGAUAGCCAAAAAGGAAAAUAUGAAGUGUGUUUACCUUUAAAUAUUUCAGUUAAAAAAAAAUAGACAUAAAUAUUUCAGUAAAUUCAGAUCACAAGUUCUUUUUACCGACUGGAUCUAAUGGUUAAUAUUUAAUAAAACAUUGUAGUUUUGUCGCUUAAA
Messenger RNA from Arachis duranensis, 1629 nucleotides. RefSeq lists its product as uncharacterized. Gene Ontology annotation, biological process: snRNA transcription by RNA polymerase II; snRNA transcription by RNA polymerase III. Gene Ontology annotation, cellular component: snRNA-activating protein complex. The transcript is spliced from 9 exons. The coding region runs from base 378 to 1202 and encodes 274 amino acids. The record is from RefSeq and is a predicted model, not a curated record. Gene Ontology annotation, molecular function: sequence-specific DNA binding. Lineage: Eukaryota; Viridiplantae; Streptophyta; Magnoliopsida; Fabales; Fabaceae.